Argiope bruennichi is the source of this 7528-nucleotide messenger RNA. RefSeq names its product cell adhesion molecule Dscam2-like. Gene Ontology annotation, cellular component: plasma membrane; axon. Gene Ontology annotation, biological process: axon guidance; homophilic cell-cell adhesion; dendrite self-avoidance. The record is from RefSeq and is a predicted model, not a curated record. The coding region runs from base 420 to 6593 and encodes 2057 amino acids. The transcript is spliced from 37 exons. NCBI's taxonomy places the organism in Eukaryota, Metazoa, Arthropoda, Arachnida, Araneae, Araneidae. Gene Ontology annotation, molecular function: cell-cell adhesion mediator activity.
UCCCUCCGCGCUUUUCACUCGCCUUCCACUCCCGUUUCUGUGAAUCGACUCGUCCCAAAAUCUGGCGCAGUGCCAGGAACCGACCUCUGGCAGCCGGGAAUGUACAGUCCGAGCUUAUGCCGGUUCGAAUUCGGGGGGCUUAAAAAAAGGAAUUUGGUUCCGGUUCGGUUUUUAUACAACUAUUACAAACUGCCGGUGUCUCCCAACCGGUCGAAAAGACGAACCGACAAGCGAACCGGUUUUAUUUUUGUUCCAUUAUCCUAAUCCCUCCCUAAAAGAACUUUUUAAUUUGAAUUUUGAAUGGUGUGAUUUGUACUAGUUUGGAAUCCUUUUUUUCUUUUUUUUUCUGUCACUCCCCGCACUGAAACCAUCAUAGACACCUUGAGGAAAGAUGCCGAGGCCGACGGAGAGCCGCCGUCAUGCCAUGGUCGCCGCGACGCCCCCCGUGGCCCCCAGAGGAACGAGGUCCGUCCAGCACUCGUCGUCCUCCUCUCACUAACAUGAUUUGGAACACGCCCAACUGGCCGCUCCUGCUUCUUCUGCUCGCCUACGUUCGAGGGUUCGAGAGCGGCAUGGAGAAGCGAAUGGGCCCCGUGUUCAUCUCUGAGCCUCCUUCCCAGGUAGACUUCCUGAACACGACGGGGGCGUCCGUGGACUGCCUGGCCUACGGAAAUCCGAGUCCGCGGGUCCGGUGGCGACUGCGUGAUGGAUCCCUCGCGGACAACGUUCCCGGACUCCGGCAAAUCCUGCCCAAUGGAACGCUGGUGUUGUGGCCAUUUCGGCCAGAGCACUAUAGGCAGGACGUGCAUGCGGACGUGUACAGAUGCGAGGCGGCCAACGUCGUGGGCACCGUGCUUAGCAGGGAUGUUCACGUCAGAGGAGUGGUGAAGCAGUACUACGAGGUGCAGGUGUACGAUGAGUAUGUCAUCCGCGGCAACACGGCCGUACUCACGUGUCACGUACCGAGCUUCGUAAAGGACUACGUCACAGUCACUUCGUGGAUUAGGGACGAUGUGCUCACAGUUGCCUCCACCAUGCAAGAAGGCGGAAGGUACAGCGUGUUUCCUUCGGGCGAGCUUCACAUCCGAAACGUGACCCCAGAUGAUGGAUCCAUGAGUUACCGCUGCCAGACCAGCCACCGCCUCACUCAUGAAAUCAUCGUCAGCGCAACCUCGGGCCGACUCAUAGUAACAGAUUCGAGUGGUACAGUUCCUCCCCGUGUGACAGACAGCAGGACUGCCUUGUCAGCAGUUCAGGGUGAUGUGGUGGAAUUGCCGUGUGCAGCUCAGGGGUUUCCCGUGCCUAGGUACAGUUGGUAUAAAUAUGCUGGAAGGAAUAACUCGCAACUUCUUCCGGUGUAUCAUGAUCCCAGAAUGACCCAGCUGAGUGGUUCUUUGAUAAUUCGGCAAGUGAAUUUGGAGGAUGGAGGGAAAUAUGUCUGUUUGAUUAGUAACAGUGCUGGAGAAGAACGCACAGAAAUGCUUUUAAUUGUUACAGCUCAUCUCACUGCCCAUAUCCAGCCCCAACAGCAAACAAUCGAUGUUGGUCGACCUGCAAAAUUUAAUUGUUCUUUUGCUGGACACCCAGUGAAUGGCAUUUCUUGGUUUAAAGAUGGCAAUCCUUUGUUUGAAGAUGGUGUUAGAAUCAAAUUGUCAUCCAGAAUUUUGCUGACCAUCAUUUCAGUACAGAGAGAAGACAGUGGCAUGUAUCAGUGUUUUGUUUUCAAUGACGUCGAGUCUGCUCAGGGAACUGCUCAGCUUUUGUUAGGAGAUGCAGCACCAGUUUUUCAUUAUGUGUUUACAGAAGAAACUCUGCAGCCGGGACCAUUUGUAUCCUUAAAAUGCGUGGCAUCUGGAAACCCCUUGCCACAAAUCACGUGGACUCUUGACGGUUCUUUAUUACCUGAAGACCAGCGGUUUCGUGUUGGGGACUAUAUUACAAUGCAGGGCCGCGUUGUAAGUUAUGUAAAUAUUACUUCUGUUCGCGUGGAGGAUGGUGGUGAGUAUGAGUGUCAUGCGAGGAGCUCGGUGGGUAUUGUGAGUCAUGCAGCUCGGCUCAAUGUCUAUGGAUUGCCCUACAUCCGUCCAAUGAAGGACGUGUCGGCGGUUGCAGGAGAGAGCCUCAUGCUUCGCUGUCACGUUGCAGGAUAUCCAAUUGACACAAUCACCUGGCAUCGAGGAAGCAGUAGGUUGCCCAUCAAUCGUAGACAGGAAGUGUUCCCAAACGGCACACUUAUCAUACAAGAUGUUCAGAGAGGAGUGGAUGAUGGGACCUACAAAUGUAAAGCCUGGAAUAAGCAAGGGCAAAAUGCUUUUGGUACUGUGCGUGUGCAUGUUAUGGUGAGGCCUGUUAUUGAUCCUUUUUUGUUCCCCAAAAACCUCCAAGAAGGUAUGCGUUCCCGCCUUGUUUGUACUGUGAUUCAAGGAGAUCCCCCCUUCGUCAUUAGCUGGAAGAAGGACGACAGACCCAUUGAGCCUGGUCUUGGUGUUAUUAUUCGAAACGAUGAGUUUUCAAGUGAUUUAACAUUUUCUAGUGUUACGCCUCGUCACAAUGGAAACUAUACUUGUAUUGUUAGUAAUGCUGCUGCCUCUGUCAGUCAUACUGCUACGCUUGUUGUGGAUGUUCCUCCUCGUUGGCAUGUUGAACCUCGGGAUACUUCUGUUGUUUCUGGGCGAAAUGUGCGAAUUGAUUGUUUAGCAGAUGGUUUUCCUGCUCCUGUGAUAACCUGGGAGAGGGGGUCAGCCAACUCUCCUCGCCACUAUUCCGCCAUAGCCAGUGGGCCCCAUUACGAGGUCUACGCCAAUGGUUCCUUGCUUAUAAAAAACGCCCAAGAAGAUGAUGCUGGGUAUUAUCUGUGCCAAGCAAGCAAUGGCAUUGCUUCUGGCCUUAGUAAAGUAGUCUUCCUUACUGUUCAUGUGCCGCCACGUUUCGACAACAAAUUUCGUAGCGAGACAGCGCGCAAGGGUGAUGUCGUGAGACUGAAGUGCGAGUCUACCGGAGACCAUCCGAUGACAAUCGUGUGGAACAUUGAUAAGCAACCGCUCACUCCUUCUGAGGACCCGCGUAGGUACGAUCUGAAAGAAUUGGUGGACAAAAAACGCAUGUCUUCUGAAAUUACAAUCAAGUCAGCCGAGAGAAGGGAUUCUGCCCUAUUUACGUGCCUUGUUAGAAAUGCAUUCGGUCAGGAUGAUAUGAAUAUUCGACUUAUAGUACAAGAGCCACCAGAGCCUCCACGUGAUGUACGUGUACUUGAACACAAAAGUCGCACAGCCAAAAUUUCUUGGUCUUCUCCAUUCAAUGGAAAUAGUGCCAUUAUUAGAUACUUAGUACAAUGUAAAUCAGAAUCAGGUGAUUGGGAUUCUGGUAUACAAAAUAUCACCACAGGAAGUGAAGAAACUAGUAUUACUCUAAGAGGACUGCGUCCUGCCAGAACCUACUAUUGUAGGGUGAGGGCAGAAAAUUCUGUUGGUCUAGGAGACCCGAGUGAACCUGUGACUGUUGUUACUACUGAAGAAGUUCCUGGUGGCCCUCCUUUAGAUGUAAAAGCAGAAGCAGUGGAUUCACAAUCAGUGAGAGUUACUUGGAGGCCUCCCGAUGUUGAAUUAUGGAAUGGACCUAUCAAGGGUUACUAUGUUGGUUAUAAAGUUUUUGACUCCAAAGAUUCCUACCUAUACAAAACUUUGGAAGUUGGGCAGGGAACCAGAGAGGAAGUUUUACUUACCCAGUUGCAGAAGUUUACUAGUUAUAGUGUAUUAGUGCAAGCUUACAACUCGAUGGGGGCAGGUCCACGCUCUGAUGAGGUCAUAGUUCGAACACUGGAAGAUGUUCCUGGGCAGGCACCAAGCGAUGUCAAAUGUAUAUCUCCCACAUCUCAAAGCUUACACAUAUCGUGGAGUGCUCCCCCUCCAUUCUCUAUUCAUGGAGUUCUUCAAGGUUAUAAAGUUCUUUUUCGACCGGCAGAAACGUUGGCUGGUGAUGAAGAAUAUGAAGAAAGAACCAUUUCAGAGCAAGAGAUCAAGUUGACAAAUUUACAUAAAUUUACUAAUUAUACUGUGAUAAUUAUGGCUUUUACCCAAAAAGGUUUUGGUGUUAGAAGUGAUCCAAUAUUUUGUUCCACUCUAGAGGAUGUUCCCGGACCGCCUGCAGAUAUCAAAGCUGUUGUUAUGUCUUCAGAUACUAUUCUUGUUAGUUGGAAACCUCCUUUACAUUCAAAUGGUUUAAUUACUAAAUUUACAUUAUAUUGGCGUAGCUUAGCCGUUGGUGCCAAGAAUGAAUCUGUUAUAAGAGUUCCUUCCAAUCUGUAUCAGUACAAAGUUUCAAAUCUGCUAGACAGGUCUCGACACGAAUUCUGGGUCACAGCUUCAACUUCCAGAGGAGAAGGCGAACCUACAAGAGCUGUGUCUCAGACCACAAGCAGCAGAGUUCCUGCAAGAAUUAUGGACUUUGGAGAGAGCAUUAUUACUGUGCCUGGAGACAAGGUAGUUCUAUCUUGCCAAGCUGUUGGCUCUCCUGUCCCAAAGAGAGAAUGGAAAUUCAGGAAUGAGCCACUGCCUAAAAUGCAUAGAAUAGAAGUCCAUUCUGAUGGUGCACUAAUAAUCAGAAAAUUGCAGGUUUCAGAUAGUGGCAAUUAUUCCUGCCGGGUUCAGAAUAGGCAUGGUUCAGAUGAAAUCAUCUAUGCUCUGUCAGUUACAGACUUUCUGUAUACAGAGCCUGUUCCAUCGCACGUUCCACUAGUAAAAGUUCUAUCAACUACUGCAAAUUCUGUUUUAUUAGAGCUUCCACAGUCCAAAGAGAGAGCAAUAGCAAGAGGGCAUGAAUUGCACUAUAAACCAGAAGGGGGUGAAUGGCUGCAGAGAAGGCUCCUUAGCAAAAAUCAUACUUAUAAAUUGGAGGGCCUGGAAUGUGGUGUUAAAUAUCAGCUGUAUGUGGUCCCUUUAACUAGUGAAGGAAAAGGAGAAAGAAGCAACCCAAUAUCUUUUAAGACUCAGGGUUCAGCUCCUGUUGCUCCCAAACAAGAAGAUAUGAUUUUCACAAAUUCUACCCAUCUUGUUCUCCAUUUAUCAAGCUGGCAAGGUGGAGGCUGCUCAAUUACACGAAUGAGCAUUGAGUAUCGGCCUCAUAGUCACAGUCACUGGACUGUUUUAACUGACCAUGUUAAUCCAGAGCAGCAACACCAGUUGGUUGUACCAGAUCUUGCACCUGAAACAUGGUAUGUUGUUAAAGUUGUGGCAUUUAAUGCAGCUGGAUCGACUACUGCUGAAUAUGAUGUUAUCACUCUGACCAACACAAAUGCUUUUCCUAUCCCAGAUCAUGGAACUCAAGGUCACAUGCCUUCAGCCACGUCUUUUUUUGAAGACACUACAACUCUAGUUUCGAUGGCUUCGUCUGGAGUCGUUCUGAUAGCUGGUAUCGUAGCUGUUGUGUGUUUGGUCAUGUAUAAAAGGAGAAGAAACUCUGGGCAUCAUUACAGAGGUAAAUCUGCAUCUAGGUCUGAUGUUGCUACAACUACCGCCCUCAUGGCACAUAUAGACAAGAAAACAGGAAGAUCGGAAUCUAAUCGGCAUAGCCACAGUCACAGUCAUGGUCAUGGCCACUCCACUCAUAACCAACAAAGUCACAAUAACCGUGACCUCCCGUCCUAUUUCUCAUCUCCUGUUCGGAAAGUAGCUCCCACCAAUAGUGUUCCUCAGUCGCGUCAAAAUAGCCAGCAGGCUGGCCCAUCUACUAGUCAUUCUUCUCAUUCUGUUCCAGAAUAUGAGGAUGAAAUAGCGCCCUAUGCAACUUUUCAGCUCCCACCCCCUCCAGGUGAAGAAGACAUUGGUGAAACAGAAGAGUUCAAAACUUUCAGUGUUCACCAUGGAGAGCCGCCUUAUUUAACAAAGAGCAGUUUAGACCCUCCAUCAAGUAAAAGUGGUAAAGCUAGUGAAGAAUUAUAUCAAAGUCAAGCUCCUAACAGUCACAGUCUGACAUCCGGUUCAUCUAAUCAAGAGGAGCUGUUGAGAGCCUACGAGUACGCCCGACGGCAUCCCCCUCCGCCGAUUCAGUACGACAACAGCCACAAUCGCGGCCACAGUCACACGAGUGGGACGGGAACAACAGAGUCGGAAGCCACGGAUCCAGGGAUCCGGCAGUUCAGUGGGACUCCUCCGAAACCCAAUGAGCGGCGUCAAGGAGCAUGCCUUACUCCUGGAACACAAACCGGUGCUUCAGGGCAAAACACAGACUCCAGCACAUCCGACGAGGCUACACCUGUGAACACACCUCACCAGGCCAGAAUCAUUCCUACAGGGUUCGGGGCUCUGCCGAGAGACAGGAGUCGGUCGUCGUGGGGAGGACAGAAGGGCAGGAGUCAAUCGGGUGCCAAGAAAUCGAGUUCCAAAGGGAUAAAGAAAGGGCUUUCCAGUGAUGAGAGUGACAGUGAAGGUACUAUUUAUACUUUCAGCCGAGCUGAUACUGCUGCUCUCCGGGGGAGCUCCGGUAAUGACCAAUCGGAGACGGAGUGUGACAGAGAGAGGGUGGCAAGGCUAAGCCGAGGUUUCCCACGCAGACCACCCCAACGGUCUCAGGCGAAAUCGGACAUUAUUGACUGCUGACCAGAGAAGUGCGUCUCCAUAUUGGAGAGGAAAUAAACAACUCUGCUGAUCAGUAGAGCGGGGCGUGAGGGCCCCUCACGCAAAGGGCCCCUUGUUCCCGGUUACGCCCGUCCGGCGACUCCUUCCGUAGAUUAGGGUUGCCACCCUCUGGGUUACAGGUGCGAUGAACAGUGGCAUGGAAUCCAGUAGCCUGUUCUGUUGCUGAAAAAAAAAAAAAAUCUCUAUUCUGUUGUAACGACACAAAGUUUUAUUCUCAGUUCGGAUGGAGGAAUCAAACUGCUGAACUACUCCAAGUAGCAUCCUUUGAUAACAAGAGAAGAAGUGGACAGACUCCGACACGUUUAUAUGAAAUUAUUUUAUUGACUUGAAAAAAAAAAGAAAAGCUCAAAGCAAAACAUGAAUGAGUAAUUUUUAUAUGGAAUUUUGAAUAAAUAAAAUAGGAAUUUAUUAUUACUUUUAAGUUUCCAUUCUGGUCCAUUUCGAGGUCAUUCAUAUGUUUCUAUACUACCAACCAUGCACUCUUGUAAUAUGAGCUUAGCUAAAUGUAAAAUUUAUAAAUUAAAAAAGCAUUUCAUCCAUCUACAGUGGCUACGUCGAGUUGAGUGUGUCAAAGUAUUUUUCUGUGACUGAGCAAAUUGUGUGUUCUCUGAAAGUAUUUUGAUGUUUUGAAGGAGGAUCAUCGGUGAUUGCAACCGUCUUUCAUGCCAAAAUUAAAAUUAUGUUGAUUACAGAAGCCUCGGGAAAAUCCAUUCGAAAUUAAUCCUUAUUAAAUGUAAGAAUUUAGUGCAUUAUUUCAAUGGUUAAUUUGAUAUUUUUUUCUUGGAAUAAACAUUACAUCUAAAUGUAUCUUAAUGUCAUCCUUGAUUUUAUGGUGUUUAGGUGGUUUGCUUGCUGUUAAUUAAUUUUUAAUAAUAAAACUCGAAACAACUUUCUCA